Arachis stenosperma is the source of this 1364-nucleotide messenger RNA. RefSeq lists its product as uncharacterized. Gene Ontology annotation, molecular function: mRNA binding. The transcript has 5 exons. The record is from RefSeq and is a predicted model, not a curated record. Bases 1 to 975 code for a protein of 324 amino acids. NCBI's taxonomy places the organism in Eukaryota, Viridiplantae, Streptophyta, Magnoliopsida, Fabales, Fabaceae. Gene Ontology annotation, cellular component: cytosol; cytoplasm. Gene Ontology annotation, biological process: regulation of gene expression.
AUGUACCGGACGACGGCAAGCGACGGCGGGCCAGCGGACCUCACUCAGGCGCAGCUCUGUUUCAGUCGUCUUCUCCCCAAAUCAAAAAAGGAAGUUGAAACAGAAACCCUAGCUUCUCCACCACCGCCGCAAGGACUGCCGCCGUCCGUCGCUCUCAGGCACUACCAUCGCUGUCUGGUCGUCCGUGCUUCUUCCUCCUUCAAGAAACGCAACUUCUUCUUCCUCGACCUCGGCGCGUCAGUUCCUGGUAUUCAUCUACUCCAUCGCGCUCCUGCCGCCGUCCGUCGGGCGCUCAGUCACCAUCGCCUUCGUCUGGUCGUCGCAGAUUCUUCCAACCCACCACCGUCUUCUGAGUUGUGUUCGUCGCCUGGCCUCUGUCUCCGUCACGAUUCUGCCCCCUCUUCUCAGACUGCUCAGAAGAAAAACCCAUCUCCAUUCCAGUUUCCUUCCUUCGAGUUCAGAGAGCAGAAGCUCAACCAAGAAAAAAUCUUAGACUUCGACGAUUCUGAAGAGAAGCCAACAUAUGUUAGGUUUCUUGUAUCAAACUCUGCAGCUGGUUCUGUUAUUGGAAAGGGUGGUUCAACCAUCACUGAUUUUCAGUCACAAUCUGGGGCACGAAUCCAGUUAUCACACAACCAUGAAUUCUUUCCUGGGACUACUGAUAGGAUUAUCAUGGUAUCUGGUGGAAUAAAUGAAAUCCUAAGAGCUGUUGAACUUAUUCUGUCUAAGUUGCUCAGUGAGCUUCAAAGUGAGGAUGAAAAUGAUGCUGAGCCAAAAACAAAAGUGAGACUCAUCGUUCCAAAUGUUUCUUGUGGUGGUAUAAUUGGCAAGGGAGGUGCUACCAUUAGGUCAUUCAUUGAAGAAUCUCAGGCUGGAAUUAAGAUAUCUUCUGAGGAUAAUAAUUAUUACGGACUGAAUGAUAGGCUAGUGACACUGACAGGAACUCUUGAUGAUAACAAAUGCUUCAAUACGUGAUGUACAGUUAGAUUCUGCUCAUGUUCAGUUUUCUAAUUCUAGUGAUGCUCAGACUUUACUUGAAAAGGGAGAAGAAAAUGCUAAUUCUAAUAUCCUUCCUACAAGUGUUGAUAGAACUGAAGUAUCGCCAUCACAAGGUGAGUAUGAAGAUCUUGAAAGGGUGCUAUCUCGAGAUCUUUCAGGCCUAGAUUUGUCUGACCAAAACAAUGAAGUUACUGAUGAAAAUAGUUUUACUUUUAACCCAAGCCAAUUGACUGGGAAAAACUAUGCCCCUUGCUCGACUUAUGUUCAUGGUUUUUGAUUGUAUUGGCUGAUAUUGAUCUAUACAAAGUUAUUCUUUUUCUUUCACUUUUCAGUUCUUGACUAGAUAAUUAAUAAAAAAAAUGACA